Messenger RNA from Ilex paraguariensis (yerba mate), 666 nucleotides. The record is from the annotation of a GenBank genome assembly. NCBI's taxonomy places the organism in Eukaryota, Viridiplantae, Streptophyta, Magnoliopsida, Aquifoliales, Aquifoliaceae.
AUGAAGCUUGAUCUCUUGCCGGAAGAGUGUAUAGUUCAUGUCCUCUCUUGUCUGUCUCCUCGAGAUGCAUGUCAAGCGUCGCUCAUCUCAUUAGAGAUUCGGGAUUUCGCUAAAUCAGAUGUCUUGUGGGAGAAAUUUCUGCCACCCGAUUAUCGGGAAAUUAUGUCAAGACUUGUUUUCCUGUGGCAUUUACAUCCAAAAAAGAGUUGUUUCUCAAGCUCUCGAGUCCUCUUCUCAUUGAUGGGGGUAAUAAGAUUCCCUGAAGUUGCUGAGCUCAAAAUGGUUUGUUGGCUAGAGAUUUAUGGAAAGAUAAACACCCGGAUGUUGUCACCAAAUACAGUUUAUGUAGCCUGCCUCAUUGUAAAAAUUGCUGAUCGUGCUUAUGGGCUAGACUCCCUCCCUUCCGAGGUGUCAGUUGAAGUUGGAGACUACCGAUCACGAGGGUUAAUAUAUCUGCGGAAAAAUAAUUGCUGCAAACGAUCACUGGAGAGCAAUCUUAUUCCGAGUGGGAUUGAAGCAUUGCGAACCAGUGUUUCCGUAGGGGAAGAGCAAGUUCAUUGUGAGCGAGAAGACGGAUGGUUAGAGAUUGAACUGGGUGAAUUCUACAACGAUGGAAGUGAAAGAGAGGUGAAAAUGAGCCUAAAAGAGGUUGAGGUGAGCAUCUGA